This is a messenger RNA of Prorocentrum cordatum, 1578 nucleotides long. Lineage: Eukaryota; Dinophyceae; Prorocentrales; Prorocentraceae. The record is from the annotation of a GenBank genome assembly.
CCAUUUUGGCUCAAGGUCACCAGGUGCUGCAGCGCGCCCGGCCGCCGCAGUGCGCACGGCGCUCCGCCCGCCCACCAGCGGCACUCCCUCUGCGGUGCCAUGCCCCUGCGGUGGAGCGCGCCCUCCGCGGCGCAGGCCCGUGGCGACCUUGGCGUGGGCUCUGAAAGCGCCGACGAGAGUAGGCUGGUGGACGGCCCCGUCCUCAACGGCGAUCCUCGGCCUGCGGGCGCUCCUCGGAGCCUUCGGCGAGCCUGGGCAGCCGGCGCCCUGGCCGGCGCGGUGGCCCUGGCGUUGCUGGCCGCGGGGGGCCCCCGUCGCCGCGGCGGUGCGGCCGCGCCCCCGCUGCCCCCCGCCGGCACGCGCAGGCCGCUCCAGCUGCAGGAGGUGGUGGAUUUGGGCGACGGCAACGUCGUCGAGGUGGACCUCAGCGACGGUGACAUCGGCGAGGACGACGUGGAUGUCGAGGUCCAGGCGGUCCGGCCGACGUGCCCAGGGGGCAUCGACUUGCCCGGCGAGGGGUACGUGAACCUCGUGAACGCCAUGGUCAACACCCCGGGCGACGCGGCGCAGAAGGUUGAGGUGCAGGACGGCGCCGUAGUGGCGUGGAUGAGCGGCCGCACGUACUUCGCCGAGAGCUGCUCCGAGGAGAGCUACGAGGCCGUGCAGUACAAGGCGCUGUCGCUCCUGGGCCGGACGAUCAAGUGGACGGUGGACCUGAACGGCGCUGGCUGUGGCUGCAACGCGGCAGUCUACCUCACGUCGCUCGCCCAGAACACCAAGAAGUCCGAGUGUAGCGACUACUACUGCGACGCCAACCGCGUGUGCGGUGUGCCGUGCGCGGAGGUGGACCUCCAGGAGGCCAACAUGCACUCCUGGCGGUCGACGCUGCACACGGCCGAAGACGGCGCGGGGUCUGCGGCUGGCUACGGCGGCACGGGCCCGCACAAGAAGUCUUGGGGGCCCGCCGACUACGGGCCCGACGGCAACUGCGUGGCCACGACGGCGCCGUUCGACGUCGAGGUCGGAUUCCCGGUCGACGCGAACGGCGUCCUGAAAGCAAUGCAGGUCAUCCUUUCUCAGGAGGGCAGGCCGUGCAAGAUCUCGGCAACGAUCGACAGUUACACGUUCGGCGGUAAGAACGGCAUGGCCGAGAUCUCGGAGGCCCUGGCCGCCGGCAUGACACCCAUCAUCAGCUACUGGAGCAACGAGGGGCUCGGCUGGAUGGAUGGCUCCCGGUCGGACCCUGCUGGCGGGAUAGAGGGCGACUGCGAGAUGGACACGCCGAGGGACUGCCCAGAGUACGUGAAGAUAUACGGCUUCUCCGUCUUUGACGGCGUGUCGGAGCCGCCGCCCACCACCACGCCCCUUCCGCCGUCGACGACACCGUGUAGCACGACGAUUCCAGGACAGGGCGUCGCAGCAGGCGUGGGCGCUGGCGUCUUCCAGCCCGCCGCCGCGCAGGUGCCCGCGCCAGCGCCCGCCAGCAGUAGCCCCUGGCUGCAGGUGACCCAGGGCGGCCAGACCUACUUCUACAACCCGCAGACUGGCGUCACCGCCUGGACCAUCCCGGGCAUGUAG